GAUCAAGCUGACUGGGGGGCGUAGCAGCCUGUCGCUGCCCUGCGCCGCGGAUAAGUUUUGGGACGUGGAUGAGCGGGGGUUUUUGCCCGCGCAGGACCCGGUCAAGGAGCUCCCGCGGCCCUGGCAGCAGCUGGUGGAACUGGUGGACAUUAUGCCGGCGUAUUCUAUCCAAGGACAGUUUCAGCAGCUGGCAGAUUCCCAACUGCGAGGGCAGCUUUUUGAAAGCACUGAGCAGGUGAAAGCGGGGCUGGAGAGCCUGUUGCAAGCGGAGUUGGAAUGCCUGCACUCGGUGCUGGGGUAUAUCUGCCUGGGGUACAUGCACGACCCCCCGAGUCUGUACGAGUCCGCAUCCGAGGAGGUGGGAGGCUCCACGGCACCUCUUUACUGCCGUUGA
Messenger RNA from Effrenium voratum, 394 nucleotides. NCBI's taxonomy places the organism in Eukaryota, Dinophyceae, Suessiales, Symbiodiniaceae. The record is from the annotation of a GenBank genome assembly.